UUGCCUGGUAACGGCUAUGCUCUUCACCAAACUGAUGCUAACAACAAAUCCUGUGAUUUUGGACAUUUCAGGAGCACAAAGCACCUUAUUCUCACGUAUUUCUCUCGGAGAAGCUCGUCCAUGACGCCCAUAAAGGAUGGAGAGUACACGGCCACGGUCUACAAACUGAUCAAGGAAAGUCAGUAUGUAGAUGCCAUUCACAUCCUGAACGGACAGCUCCAGAAACAUCCCAAGUCUCGGGCGGCGCUGUCUCUGUUGGGAUACUGCCACUACCACCUACAGGACUUCUCCAGCGCUGCAGAGUGCUAUGAGCAACUAACCGCACUACACCCAGAGGUGGACGAGUACAAAUUGUACUACUCCCAGUCUCUGUACAAGGCUGGGGCCUAUCCUGAAGCCACCAAAGCCUCCUUCGCUCUGGACACACCCACCACACACACCAAGAUGGUGAAGCUGCAAGCGUGCAUCAAAUACUGUGAAGAAGACUAUUCUGCAGCCAAGUCUUUGCUGGAGCAGCUGCCUCCGGACGACCCUGACUACAUCUUUAACAGCGGCUGUUUGCUUUAUAAUGAUGGCAAAUAUGAAGAGGCCUGUAAGAAGUUUACCUCCGCCAUGCAGGUCUUGGGAUACGUGCCCGCUCUGUCGUACAACAUUGCCCUGUGCUACUACAGCCUGAAGAACUAUGCCCAGGCUCUGAAAUACAUCAGUGAGAUCAUCGAGAGAGGGAUCAGAGAGCACCCAGAGCUGAGUGUGGGGUUGACCACAGAGGGCAUAGACUACCACAGUGUGGGCAACACUCUGGUUCUGCAUCAGACAGCUCUGAUCGAAGCCUUUAACCUGAAGGCAGCCAUCGAAUACCAGCUCAAGAACUUAAAGGGAGCUCAGGAGGCUUUGACGGACAUGCCCCCCCGAUGUGAGGAGGAGCUGGACCCAGUGACCCUCCAUAACCAGGCCCUUCUACACAUGGACUCGAAGCCCAGCGAGGGCUUUGAGAAGCUGGCCUUCCUCCUCCAACAGCCCUCCUUCCCCCCAGUUACCUUUGGAAACCUGUUGCUUCUUUACUGCAAACACGAGUAUUUUGACCUGGCCGCAGAUGUUCUGGCUGAAAAUGCUCAUCUCACGUAUAAAUUCCUGUCUCCUUACAUGUAUGAGUUCUUGGAUGCCCUGCUGACCUGUCAGACAGCGCCAGAGGAGGCUUUCAGGAAGUUUGACGAAAUGAACGGAAAACUGACGGAGCAGCUUCGUAAAGUGGCCAAACAGCUGCAGGAGGCUCGUUUGGCUCGAGACGAUGAAGGCCAGAAGAGGGCGCUGCAAGACUAUGACCAGAUGCUGGAGAAGUACAUUGUGGUACUGAUGGCUCAGGCUAAAAUCUACUGGAACAGAGAGAACUUUCAGAUGGUGGAGAAGAUUUUCCAUAAGUCUGUGGAGGUCUGCAACGAAGACGACACCUGGAAACUCAAUGUUGCUCAUGUUCUGUUUAUGCAGAACAAGUACAAGGAGGCCAUUGGCUUCUACGAACCUAUCGUCAAGAAGCACUACGACAGUAUCCUUAACGUGAGCGCUGUGGUCCUGGCAAAUCUGUGUGUGUCCUACAUCAUGACCAGCCAGAAUGAAGAGGCAGAGGAGCUGAUGAGGAAGAUCGAGAAAGAGGAGGAGCAGAUUUCAUACGACGACCCCGAUAAGAAAGUCUUCCACCUGUGCAUCGUCAACUUGGUGAUCGGGACGCUGUACUGUGCAAAAGGAAACUACGACUUUGGGAUUUCCAGAGUCAUUAAAAGUCUGGAGCCGUACAACAAGAAGCUGGGCACAGACACAUGGUUCUAUGCAAAGCGAUGUUUUCUGUCUCUUCUGGAGAACAUGUCCAAGCACAUGGUGAUGCUGAGGGAUGCUGUGGUCCAGGAGUGUGUGCAGUUCCUCCAGCACUGUGAAGUUUAUGGUAAAGAGGUGCCGGCGAUCAUCGAGGCGCCGCUGGAGGAGACUCACGUUCACAUCGGUAAAAACACGGUCACGUACGAAGCGCGAGUUUUAAAGGCACUUUUUUAUGAUGUCACCGGGUGGAACAAAUGAAUGGACCAAUGAAUGAACUGGACAGUGAAACAUGGAAGAGCGGACGAAUAUCACUGCUUUAAAUUUGUUUUUACACUUAAAGUCACACUGUGUAACUUUGUGGAGGCGGAAAGUCACCUGCAUGAUUCCAUGAUCAGAUUUAAUGCCUUACUGUGGAAUAUUAUAGCCAAGGACAGACCCUUGUUUGUGUUCUCCUUUGGAUCAUUUAUGUAUAGAACUAGAGUGGAAAUGAUGUCCUGGUUUACACCUGGAAUUAUUAUUUAUUUUAUAGACCUGGUUUAGACCUGGUGGUACUCAAAGCUGAACCUUUGUGGUACUUCUGUGUUUUGGUCUGAAAUAAAAACUCUUGAGAAAGUCAUUAAUAUAAACAUGAGGAUUUUUUUUCCGUUCUUUUCUUAUCUGUAUCGUUGUUGUUUUUUUCUGAGACUUGAUUCAAAAUGUGUCCACACAAACGUGUCCACACAAACGUGUCCAUACACUUCGUCUUAUUGUCGCACAAACCACACAAACGAGGCGUCACACUUGGAUCAUUCUCUUGAGCAGGUUUUGGGCUUUCAGAGUUUGGUUGAUUCUUCUGAACAUAUUUCUUAAGGAUGACUGUAGUUUCAGAAAAAGGCAGCUGGGUACAUUCAUAUAAGAAAUCCACCUUAAGACUGUUGUUAUCUGUUUACAGCAAAAAUAUUUAUGUAAAAUAAAAGUGGAUUUG
Molecule: messenger RNA, 2773 nt
Organism: Periophthalmus magnuspinnatus
Lineage: Eukaryota; Metazoa; Chordata; Actinopteri; Gobiiformes; Gobiidae
Gene: ift70
Product: intraflagellar transport 70
Exons: 19
Coding region: 121-2067 (648 amino acids)
Biological process (GO): intraciliary transport
Cellular component (GO): axonemal microtubule; intraciliary transport particle B
Molecular function (GO): intraciliary transport particle B binding; protein binding
Source: RefSeq, a predicted model, not a curated record